This is a messenger RNA of Symbiodinium sp. CCMP2592, 552 nucleotides long. The record is from the annotation of a GenBank genome assembly. NCBI's taxonomy places the organism in Eukaryota, Dinophyceae, Suessiales, Symbiodiniaceae.
AUGUACAGUGGCCCUUUGGGGGCGCGGCUGCCGACAAUGCAGCGGUUUGCGGACAGCCUGGCAGUGAAGCUGCGAGAGGAGGCCGGUCCUACUGCCGCUCCCGCUGCGCAGGCAGCGCAGGCAGCGCAGGUCGUGGAGCGGAGAGCCGACGAGCGUUCCUCCGUUGCUCCCUGGGGGCAGUUCCGCGAUGUCAUCAGAGAGGAGAUGUCUGCUGCCUUCUCCGCGAUGCAAGACACUGCCGCUAGACCGAUGCAGUUCAUCAUCAACAACAAUGCCCAGGCGAAGGUGGAGCAGCACACAGUGGCUCCCCAUCCUGCGCCGCCAAGCCCGCCCCCACCCCCUCGAGAGCCAGCGACGUUCCUGGAGGGUGUUUUCCAGUUCUUUGCGUCGCCUUGGAACCGUCUCUGCAUCUUCAGUGCCCUGGGAAUCGGGUUGUACGUGCUACAAGGGCACCUAGCCAGGCAGUGGCGCAUAGCUGAGAUGAAGCAGCGAGUCGAUGCCAACGUCUUCCUCAGGCUCUCUCACUGGCUUUCUGAAAGGCCAGGCCGGUAG